GUUCUGUAUGCAGAAGAGUGUCAGACUGGUGCCAGGAGUCACGCUGGAUUUAAUAGAGAAGAUUCCUGGAAGACUGAAUGACAGGAGAACUCCCCUGGGAGAGCUGAAUUGGAUCUUCACCGCUAUCACGGACACCAUUGCAUGGAACGUCUUGCCUAGAGACCUUUUCCAGAAGCUCUUCAGGCAAGACCUGCUUGUGGCCAGUUUAUUUCGUAACUUUCUCUUGGCAGAAAGAAUUAUGAGAUCUUACAACUGUACCCCUGUCAGCAGCCCUCGUCUACCUCCAACGUACAUGCAUGCGAUGUGGUAA
Pelecanus crispus (Dalmatian pelican) is the source of this 310-nucleotide messenger RNA. NCBI's taxonomy places the organism in Eukaryota, Metazoa, Chordata, Aves, Pelecaniformes, Pelecanidae. The record is from RefSeq and is a predicted model, not a curated record.